Molecule: messenger RNA, 423 nt
Organism: Sparassis crispa
Lineage: Eukaryota; Fungi; Basidiomycota; Agaricomycetes; Polyporales; Sparassidaceae
Exons: 1
Coding region: 1-423 (140 amino acids)
Source: RefSeq, a predicted model, not a curated record
AUGACAAGGGACCUAGAUCCCUGGCAGGCACUGCGACAGCUAGAGGUACCAAGCCCAGAAGUUCUCGAUGCAGCAGCAGAGGCGCUCAACGAAGCCCUGAUAGCUGCCACAGAAAAGGUAGUACCGAAGAGCGAACCAUGCAAGCAGUCAAAGAAAUGGUGGUCCAAGGAGCUGACAGCACUCAAGGACUUACUGUCUUCACAGCGGCAGGAGGCACGAGAAUGGCUUUCACGGUAUCAAGAUGAGAAUACUCAUUGGACAAAGCGGAUCAAGGCGACAGCGAAUCGACUAGCACGGGAGAUCAAGAAAGCGAAACGAGAAUGGGUCGAGAUGACACUGCAGGAGGCUACAUCCAAGAACGUGUGGGACGUGAACAAAUGGACGAAAGGGACUCGUCAAUACCCAUCGCCAGCAAUCCAGUGA